This is a messenger RNA of Quercus lobata, 879 nucleotides long. RefSeq lists its product as uncharacterized. The transcript has a single exon. The record is from RefSeq and is a predicted model, not a curated record. Bases 92 to 775 code for a protein of 227 amino acids. NCBI's taxonomy places the organism in Eukaryota, Viridiplantae, Streptophyta, Magnoliopsida, Fagales, Fagaceae.
UCUACAUAUCUUCCUACAUAAACCGUAGAGCACCACCAUAUUUCUUGUUCAAAACCAACUAAAAGAAAGAAAGGAAAGACACUAUAUAGUCAUGGUUCACCACAAGUUUCUUCUCCUCUCUUUUGUUAUAACUCUAGCAGCCAUUCAAGGAAUCCAUGCAGUUGAUUACGUUGUCACCAACACCGCCGCAAACACUACGGGUGGGUCACGCUUCAAUAACGAAAUAGGGUCUAAAUACAGCAAGCAAACACUGACAAACGCUACAAAUUUCACAUGGAAAAUCUUCCAGCAAAAAACUACUGCAGAUAGAAAAAAGGUAGCAAAAGUGAGCUUGUUCAUUGAGGACAUUGAUGGUGUCGCAUAUGCUGUCAACAACGAGAUUCAUGUCAGCGCCAGAUACAUAGCUAGCUAUUCAGGUGAUGUGAAAAGGGAGAUUACAGGAGUGCUUUUCCAUGAAAUGACGCAUAUAUGGCAGUGGAAUGGUAAUGGACAAAGUCCUCCAGGAGGAUUGAUUGAAGGAAUUGCAGAUUUUGUGAGGUUGAAGUCAGGGUAUGUGCCUAGCCAUUGGGUGCAGCCAGGUAAAGGUGAUAGAUGGGACCAUGGAUACGAUGUUACAGCUAGGUUUUUGGACUAUUUAAAUGGUCUUAGAAAUGGAUUUGUGGCCGAUUUGAACAAGAAAUUGAGGACUGGUUACAGUGCUAAUUACUUUGUUGAGCUGCUUGGGAAGACUGUUGAUCAGCUCUGGAGUGACUACAAGGCCAAGUAUGGCAACUAAGCAAGGGCUAUGAUUAAGAGCUUACUGAAUUGAAAUGAAUAAAUUAUAGAAGUAUCCUUUUUACUCCGAUGACUGCUUCUAAUAACAUUCUGUAAUAAACAAAU